This is a messenger RNA of Didymodactylos carnosus, 990 nucleotides long. The record is from the annotation of a GenBank genome assembly. NCBI's taxonomy places the organism in Eukaryota, Metazoa, Rotifera, Eurotatoria, Philodinida, Philodinidae.
AUGAUGAACAUUAGAUUAUUUAUUGUUGUGUGGUCUAUAACAAGAGUUGUGGAAUCAUUAGCAUAUCAAUAUCCACAAUGUUCUGCAUCAUCAGAAUUACGUUGUAUGGAUGAAACUCGUAUUAAUUGUGUAAAUAAUACAGAAAGUGAAAAUUCUGAUCGGUGGUGUUGUCCUGGUCUAACAUGUUUAUCAUUAACUAUACCUUCUACAGAUACACAAACACAAUAUAUGACAAAUCAAUGCGUUAAUUCAUCAAUAUCUCAUAAUACUCAAAAUUUAAAUGUAAAAAAAUUAACAGAUUUAAAUUUAAAAUUAAAUAUAAAAAAACCAACACCUAUUCCUCCCAUAUUACCAUUAGUAUGGAAAGCAUUAAAUACAACUUCGUAUAAUAUGUCAGAUGAUACAUUUAGUAAUGGUUCAAUUUAUUUUAAUCAAAAUUACAAUGGUAUUAGAGUAGAUUAUUAUCCAACAUGUGCAUUUUUACAAUUAUGGAAUAAAGGUAUUGAUAGUAAUUAUGUUCCUUGUAGUGUUUUAUUUUAUGAAGAAUAUAAUUAUUAUAUAUAUGAUACAUAUAAAAUAUGUUGUAAAUAUAAAUUUCCAUCUUGGAAAAAUAAUUAUUUAUGUUCAUCAAAUGCAACAUAUGGUGGAGAACAUUAUAUUAAUAAUAAUUUGGCAACAUUAUGGGAAGUAGAAUGGUUUUCUAAUUUUACUGGCGAAGGACCUGUUCGAAAUAUAAGAAAUACAUAUAUUAAAACUGAUAGUAAUAUGCCAGUACGAUUUCUUGAAGAUUUAGAUACGGGAUAUACUGAUUUUAAUGAGGUUAUAUUAGAUGAUGUACCGAAAUCUGUAUUUGAAGAUAUUAUUAAUAAAUAUGAAUGUCAUGAUGGAUGGCAUCCAAUUGAUAACCCAAAUGAUAAAACAUGUACACGAUAUAAUUCACAAACAUUAAGACGCUCUUGGCCUUGUCCUACUCCUACAUGUAACGUAUAA